Messenger RNA from Effrenium voratum, 603 nucleotides. The record is from the annotation of a GenBank genome assembly. Lineage: Eukaryota; Dinophyceae; Suessiales; Symbiodiniaceae.
AUGGCUGGUUGCCGGCGCGCUGACGGUGUUCACGGUGCAUCGCUCAGUCGCUCGGUUGCUCGGCUCUCGAGGGAUUCCUGCGAGGAGUCAGAUGGCUUUGUUCCAGCUCGUGGUAGCCCAGUUCUGCCAGCUCUGCCGGCUUUAGCCUUGCCAGCUCUCGGUGCACUUCCUGCAUACGCUGCGGAUGGUGGGGCAGGGUUCCAAGCGAUUAUGAUGGCUCCCGUCAUCAGCCUGUUUGCCAUCGUUGGCGUGGCAAUGGUUGGUGGAUUUGUUCUCGGCAUUUUUGUUCCCCCUGGUGAAGGCGACUACGGCAACAUGGAGACGACGCUUGCUGAGCGAGAGGCUCGCGAGCGUGGCUGGCGGAAAGACGUACUUCGUGGCUAUGAUGAGGAGACCUAUGCAGCCAUGCGUGGCCAGGACAAAGACUGGGCCAAGGUGGAGUACCCAUUUCGGAAACAGCCGCAGCCGCAAGACUUGCCUCAGCUUCCAGGCAAAGCGCCAAGUCCUUCAAGUGGUCCAGGACCUGCUCCAACCCCGGGGGCUCCGCCGGGGGCUCCGGGGGCUCCGGGGGCUCCGCCGGGGGCUCCGGCGCCCGGGGCAUGA